AAAAGAAAAGAGAAGACGCCUACGGGCACUCAAUCGCCAUGAUUCCGGGAACGAACACAGCACACGGCGGCGAACCGGAGCAGUAUAUAUACAACCGGGUCGUGUCUUGCAUAUUGCAGUAUACAUAAACUACAUCGCUCCGCCGCGCGUGUGCUUAAUUAGAGUAAAUUGGUUCCCGGCCGGCCGGCCGGAAUUAAGCGUUUCGUGGCGAUCGAUGGCGAAGAGCACAGAAGACGAAAUGGUGUUCCUGUGGAAGUGGCGCAAAUACCUGCUGCUUCUGGCCACGCUGGUGGCCAGCGUCACCUACGUGGCCGGGCUCAACCCGCCGGGCGGCGUGAGGUCCGAGGAGCUGACAGCCGACGCCCCAGCGCCCGCGCCCGCGCCCCGCGUCGGCUUGGGCUCGCCGUCGCCCCCGGUGAAGCACACGAACCGCGUGGGCUCGCCAGCGCCGGCGCCCGCGGUGCUGUACCCGAACCGCGUGGGCGACCCGGUGCUCCGGAAGACGUACGCGGCCCGGUACACCACUUUCUUCUACUGCAACGCGGCGGCCUUCGUGGCGUCCCUGGUGAUCAUCAUGUUCCUGCUGGACCCUCGCAUCAGCGGCAACCGCGUGGGCCUCACCGUGCUCCGCUACGCCAUGCUGCUCGACCUGCUCGCCCUCAUGGCCGCCUUCGCCGCCGGCAGCUGCCGCUCCGUGUCCGGGUCCGCCUACGUCUCCGCGCUCUUCGCCGUCGUCUUCGUCUACGUCUUAGUCCACGUCCGACUGGCCUCCUCCAGCUGCGAACUGUCCAACUGUCUAAAAGCCAAGGAAGACCCGACAGACGUCGCCGCGGCGGAGAGCAUCAAGGAGCGGCGCAAGUUCCUGCUGCUGCUCGCGAUGUUCGCGACGCCGCUGACGUACGGCGCGGGGCUGGCGCCGCCGGGCGGGUUCUGGAGCAACACCAGGGACGGGCACAGGGCCGGUGCCCCGCUGCUGCACGACGGGACCUACAAGAUCCGGUACCACGCCUUCUUCUACGCCAACGCCACGGCCUUCGUGGCGUCGCUCGCCAUCAUCAUGCUGCUCAUGAGCAGCACGCUGAGCGACCGCCUUGCCAGGUCCUACGCGCUGCUGGUCUGCGUCCUGGUGGAGCUGCUCGGACUCUUGGCCGCCUACGCCGCCGGGAGCUGCAGGAGGGACGACACCACCAUAUACGUCGUCUUCCUCGCCAGCGCGGUGCUCCUCAACAUCCUGCUGCAGGUGGCCGUCGCCUUGAUCGCCAUGGACAGGUUCAAGAGCUGGCGUAAACGUGUCUGCGAUGUACUGACGUGCGCCAAUUGCAACUGGGGGCCGGCUAAGCCGGCGAGGGCGGCAGACACACCGGGUGCUGUACCGAGCGACAAUGGCGAGCAGGAAGACAAGCUGAACGAGUCACGGUCGCUUCUGCUGCUUCUGGCCACGCUCGCGGCGACGGUAACAUACCAGGCGGGGCUGAGCCCGCCGGGCGGCGUCUGGCCGGAGGACGACAAAAAGAAUCGGGAACACAUCCCGGGGAACCCGGUUCUCCUGGACGUGUACCCCCAGAGGUACAGGGCCUUCUACCACUGCAACACGGCGGCGUUCGUGGCGUCGCUGGUGGUCAUCAUCAUCCUCCAGAGCAGGCAGCUGACCUCCCGCGGCGUCUUCGCGCUCAAGACGGCCAUGAUCCUGGUCCUCUUCGGCCUCAUGGGCGCGUACGCCGCCGGGAGCUGCAGGGACAUCCCCACCACGAUCUACAUCUCUGCCCUUGCCGUCGCCGUCUUCGUCUACUCCAUCGCCAAGGUCAUUGCCUACAACUACAAGGACCAUGCCCAGAGCAACGUGAUGCAGUGGGUGCAAGACAAGCUGAAGAGCAUUGCAGAGACUCUGCACCUCUCGUAUAACAAGCAGGGCGCGCAGGAGAGUGCUGAUGAAACCGUCGACCUCGAGAGGAAGCGCAAGUUCUUGAUGGAGCUCGCCAUCCUGGCCGCUACUGUCACGUACCAGACCGGGCUGAACCCGCCGGGCGGGUUCUGGCCGCAGAGCGAGGACGGGUCGCUCAUGGCCGGGGACCCGGUGCUCCUCGAUUACUACAAGGUCAGGUACCAGGUGUUCUUCUACUGCAACGCCACGGGGUUCAUGGCGUCCGUCGCCGUCAUACUCCUCCUGGCGAACCAGAGGCUGUCCAAGCAAGGCAUCCGGAGCAACGCGCUCCACGUCUGCGUCCUGAUCGGCCUGCUGGGCCUCAUGGGCGCGUACGCCGCUGGCAGCUGCCGGAAGCUGCGGACCUCCAUCUAUGUCUUCGCGCUGGUGGCCGCCGUGAUCGCCUUCCUCCUCCUGCAGAUCCUGCUCUACAUGUUCGCGGGCUGCGUGAACUGGUUAAAGGAAGAAGAGCAGCAGACACGCCUCGAGCGGCGGCUAAAGAAGCUGUUCCAGCCCCUGUCGAAAGGGCCGGGCGGGUGACAGUACCAAGGAUGAGAACAAACCAAGUGAGGUGUACAAGAAACACAAGUACCUGAUGCUGCUCGGCAUCCUGGCGGCGAGCGUGACGUACCAGGCGGGUCUCGCGCCCCCUGGCGGCACGUGGGGCGACGACGACAAGGCGGCGGCGUCGCCGUCGCCGUCGCCCUCGCCUUCGGCGUACCUCAUCGAGGCCGGCAACCCGAUCCUCUUUAGCACCAACAAGCAAAGGUACCAGGCCUUCUUCUACUGCAACGCGACGUCGUUCGUGGCGUCCGUCGUCGUCAUCAUGCUGCUGCUGCAGCGGAACAUGGAGCGGCGAGGCGCGCCGCUGUGGGCGAUACAGACCGCCGUGGUGCUGGACCUGCUCGGCCUGCUGGGCGCCUACGCCGCCGGCAGCUGCAGGGACUGGGAGACGUCCGCCUACGUCAUCGCGCUCGUCGCCGUCGUCGUCAUCUUCAUCACGGUGCACGUCCUGCUGUCCAUCCAAGUCGUGAUGACCAAGGUCAGGAAUCUCAAGGUGUACAAAAAGUGCUUCGGUUCUUCGGAGAUUCCUCCGGAGAAAGCAACUAAUGCUGACCAGGUCAGCGGCAACGCUGCCAGUGCGUAAUUUUUUUUUACUUAAUGCUGCUCGUUUACAUUCCUUAAUUUGAUUGGCAUUUUUGUUUGAGAGGCCUUAAUUUGAUUGGCAAUGCUGCUGAUUGGAAACUUGGGUCGGAUUUUGGUUGUAGCCUGUGUGUCCCUUUGUGGGCUACAAAUUAUAUUUGAUGUGGCUUGUAUGUGAACUACCUGUAAAUUUUUAUUCAAUUCAAUUGCUCAGUUAGAGGGAACUC
Messenger RNA from Brachypodium distachyon (stiff brome), 3291 nucleotides. RefSeq lists its product as uncharacterized. The transcript is spliced from 2 exons. NCBI's taxonomy places the organism in Eukaryota, Viridiplantae, Streptophyta, Magnoliopsida, Poales, Poaceae. Bases 215 to 2461 code for a protein of 748 amino acids. The record is from RefSeq and is a predicted model, not a curated record.